AUGUACGGCGACAGGACGGCUGAGACGCAACGAAAGCAGAGACAGGAGGAGAAUGUGGAGCUGAGACGCGUUCGAACUGAGGAGCUGCUGAAAAAGAAGCGCGAGGCACUCGAAUCCACGACCAAUGUUGUAUAUGCUGCAUCAAGACAGAAAUUGGAAAGCUACCAGCCUGAGGACAUCUACAAUGGAGCAUAUGAAUUCAGACUGGUUCUAUCACAGGAGAAUAAUCCACCAAUCCAAGCCGUAAUUGACUCAGGAAUAGUAAACAGGGUUGUAGACCUGCUUGAGCCAUCCUUCUACGUAAACGCAGGCAUUGCAUUGGAACGAGCCAAUGCGAUAAGAAUUGAAUGCGCAUGGAUUCUAACUAACAUAUGCACAGGAACGCACGAACAGACGCGAGUGGUAGCAAGAACACGAGCACCGAUGCUACUGGUUGAGAUGCUGUGCGAAGAAGACCACGGUGUUGUGGAUCAGAGCGUCUGGUGUCUUGGAAACAUAGCAGGAGACUGUGAGGAAUUCAGGGAUGCGUUGAUUCAGAUGGACGUGGUGGAGAAGACGAUUCAUAAGAUCAACAAGUACGGAACAGACCAGUUGAACAUCAAAAUACUAAGGAAUCUGCUCUGGCUGCUAUCGAAUUUGAAUCGAGGCAGAAAUCCAUCGCCUGAAAAAGAGAACAUGCAGAAAUCACUGCUGGUGUUUGAGCAGUUUUGUUUGUCUCAGGAUGCAGAGACAGUUUCCACCUGUUUCUGGGGCAUUUCGUACAUUUGCGACUCAGACGAGGAGCUUACGACCUACAUCCUCAAUUCGGUGAUGUUUAGGAAGAUGUACGAGUUGCUUAGCUCAUUCACGCAGUACUUGCAGACACAAAGAGGAACUAAGUCAAUUCAAACAACAAUAUGCAUUUCUGCGAUAUCGCCAUUGAUUAGAACAGUUGGAAACAUCGUGUCUGGGUCAGAUGAGCAGACUGAGAUCGUCAUCAAAAGCGGAAUCAUCGAAAUGCUCCCAGUGAUAUUCUACAACUUUGGUAGCAAAAAGAUCGCCAGAAUCAGGAAGGAGAUCUGUUGGACACUCUCCAACAUAUCUGCUGGUACAGUAAACCAGGUUAGGCAUCUGUUUGACAGGAGAUUCAUCUCAAUGCUCAUAGAUGCCAUUUCUAAGUACGAGAUAUUCAUUAGGAAAGAGGCUAUUUAUGCAUUAGUAAGCAUAUCUGCAUUUGCAUCAAGUCAGAAUCAAACGAACGAAUUAUUGGAUUUGGGAAUCAUCAAAGGACUCAAAAAGUGUAUUGAAUCAUGUGCAAACUACCCGGAUGUGCUGGUUCAGACAUUGGAAGUCUGUGCGAAUCUGUUUGACGGUGGAGAAGAGAUGUUGAAGAGAACAGGCGUAAACAGAGUUCAUGAGGAAAUGGUAAACAGCAAAUUGGCCGAUAUGAUUGAGGAUUUGCAAGAUGUCAGGUCAAAUGUAGUUGCAAGCAAAGCAUACGACAUCAUUAUCAAGUAUUUCAAUGGUGAGGAUGAAGAUGUGUAUUGA
Molecule: messenger RNA, 1527 nt
Organism: Enterospora canceri
Lineage: Eukaryota; Fungi; Microsporidia; Enterocytozoonidae
Source: the annotation of a GenBank genome assembly